Molecule: messenger RNA, 1330 nt
Organism: Periophthalmus magnuspinnatus
Lineage: Eukaryota; Metazoa; Chordata; Actinopteri; Gobiiformes; Gobiidae
Gene: hyls1
Product: HYLS1 centriolar and ciliogenesis associated
Exons: 12
Coding region: 177-1226 (349 amino acids)
Biological process (GO): cilium assembly
Cellular component (GO): non-motile cilium; centriole
Source: RefSeq, a predicted model, not a curated record
AUCUGACGUCAGCGGAAGUACUUUUCGAAGCUCGUAACGGCUGUUGUCGUGGUGCUGCGGCUCCAUCUGAAAACAAUAAAAUCCACAAAGCCAUUUUUCGUACAAAUUUAACCAAACGACCUGACUUUAGAGCCUGGAUCGGACCGCGUACAGUUUUUUUCUUUAGGUUUUAAAUAAUGGACAAUUUAGAAUUUUCUGAGGAGGAAAUCCAGCAGCAACUGGAACUUCUGGGCUACAAAAACGUCUCCAAAGAGAAGCUACAAGAGUUCAAGAAAGAUUUGGAUAACCUGAUCAGAAGUGGAGAAUGGACAACACUUGUGUCUCCUGAAAACUCACAGAUUGACAUAAACACAAGCCCUCCUGCUUUCACUAAAGAAAAAGUGAGUCGAUUUUCAUUGAACAAACCCAAGGAAGGGUUUUUCUUGCAUCCACAAAACAGAGAUCAUGAUGUACGGGUGCUGGCUCCUCAGAACAGGGAUGUGGCUCCCCCUCAUGGCCAUUUUGACUCAUAUGUUCGUCACUCAGUUGCACCUAAACCCCCUGUUCAUGCAGGACAUCCCAACAGGCUGCAGACAGAGACGGACCCCGAGGACACACUGCAAACCGACAGUUACAUGUCCACUCCAGGCAGCGGCCAGGGCAGGAGGCUCAUCAAGAGGAAAGUGCUUAGGAAAUAUAAAGGGCAGUCUCUGGUCUGUGAUGAAUCUGUCUACAGUGAAGACUCAGAAGGAGCAAGUUGCCUGGAGGAGCGUUUGGCCGAUAUUCACUUAUCGACUUCACUUCGGCACAAAUUUGAAAACGAGGAGUUGAUGAGCCACAGCGAGUCCCCGAGCUCCGAGUCCCUGUCGGAGGGAGCCUUUGAGUCCUACGUCCGGGGCAUGGGUCGAAGCCACAGCGACAGUGACAUCAGGCCUAAACCCAAAUCAUUUAUACGCCCGACACUUGGUCCAACAGGCCCAAAGAAAACCGACCCAGUAGCAAAGUAUUUCCAGUACAAACAGCUGUGGGACAUGUUCAAAAUGCCUGGUGAAAAUGACAGAAAGGCUCUACGAUGGGAAGUCAGGGAGCGUCUCGCCUACCAACCUCCUCCACCAAAGCCUCAAAAAGUCCUGGUGCCAAACACGUACACAGUCCCGACAGACAAGAAACGCUCCACUCUCCGAUGGGAAAUACGAAAUGACCUGGCAACUGGAAACCUGCCUCAUUCAUACAACUAUCGAUUUUAGCCAAAAAGCCAUCAUCACCUUUUUACAUUUUUUUUUUAAUUAUUUUCAGAUUUUUACAUAAUUUAUUACAGUUUUUAGUAAACAUAAUAAAGUUUGUUUUAUAU